Messenger RNA from Micromonas pusilla CCMP1545, 1149 nucleotides. RefSeq lists its product as uncharacterized. Gene Ontology annotation, molecular function: protein binding. Lineage: Eukaryota; Viridiplantae; Chlorophyta; Mamiellophyceae; Mamiellales; Mamiellaceae. The record is from RefSeq and is a predicted model, not a curated record. The transcript has a single exon. The coding region runs from base 1 to 1149 and encodes 382 amino acids.
AUGCCUCGCGACCGCGGCGGCGGCGGCCUCGCGCCGCGCCGCCGCCGCGCGACGGAGUUCGGAGCCCCCGCCGCCGGCGCCAAGGGCGACGGCGUCGUCGCGUCGCGAUCGCGCUACGAGAGCCUCGCGAUCUCGAGAGGACUCGCGCGACACGCCAACGACGACCCACACCGCGAGGAGGCCUUCACGCGCGCCGCGCUCGAGCUCGCGCACGUCCUCCGCGCGUGUUACGCGUCCUCGAGCAAGGACGCGAGGGAGGCGAUGACGCGAGACGCGAUCGCGGGCGCCUCGCGCGCGGCGCAUCUCGCGACGUCGAGACAGCUCGCGGCGUCGCACGCGCUGCGACGCGCGGCGGUCGCGACGCUGCCGAGCAAGCGACGCGAGGCGUUCGAGCGCGCGCACGCCGCGGCGGCGGUGACGCGCGCGCGGGACGCGAAGAAGCGUCGCGCGCGCGCGGCGGAGGCGGAGGCGGAGGCGGAGGCGGAGGAGGAGGAGCUCGACGACGACGCUCCGGACGACGCCGCGUCGCCGACGACGACGACGCGCGCGCGCGACCUCCCGGACGACGUCCUGCGCGCCGUGUUCGACCGUCUCAACCCGUGGGACCUCGGACGUUGCGCGGCGACGUGCGCGCGCUGGCGCGCGCUCGUCGCGGGCGCGGAGCGCGCGUGGAAGAGAGGAUGCGAAGACGCCGCGACGACGGCGGCGGCGGCGGAGCGAACGAGGAGCGCUCUCGGCGACGCCGCGUCGUGGCGCGACGCGUUCGUCGCGCUCGUCGCGACGUCGACGUCGACGUCGACAUCGCGCGCGGGGGCCCGCGAUGGAGGAAGAAGAACAGCGCCCGCGAUCGCUGAACCGUCCGGACGCGCGUGGUGCGAGCGGUGCGAGACGUAUCGAUGGACGUGGGACGACGGCGGCGACGGGGGCGUCGCGUGGCCGGCGGGGCACCGCGAUUCGCACCGCGUCCGGACGGGCGCGAUGGGCGCGGCGUUCGUCGUCGACCGGGUCCUCGGAGGGGGCGGGGAUGGCGACAGCGACAGCGACAGCGACAGCGACAGCGACAGCGACAGCGAUGGCGGCGGCGGCGGCGGCGGCGAGGCGACGGACGUCGCGCGGCGGAUGCGGUUGUGGAGGAUACGCGGGCAGUAG